UCCCGAGUCGCUCUGCUGUGCUGUGUAAGGUGGGGAAGGGAGGGGCAAUGUGGCUGAGGCUUCCUGGUCUCUGCUCCUUGGAGCUGCGCUUCGGACUCAGAGCGGCUCCCCGGGGUUGGCAGCAACAGCAGCAGCUCUGUUUACUGAAGAGGAAGUUCAGCAAAGGCAUGGAGGAAGAGGCAAAAAGGAAAGCUGGUUACAUGGCUGUGGAUAAUCACGUGCAAAACAACCAAGCAUUGGGGAUCGGAAGUGGAUCCACGAUAGUGUAUGCUGUGGACAGAAUAGCUAAACGGGUCCAAGAUGAAAAUCUGAAAAUAGUCUGUGUACCUACCUCAUUCCAGGCUCGUCAGCUCAUCCUACAGCAUCAGUUGACUCUCAGUGACCUGGACAGACACCCGGAGCUCGAUGUUGCUAUUGAUGGUGCAGAUGAAGUGGAUUGUGAUCUGAACUUAAUCAAAGGUGGAGGAGGGUGCUUGACUCAGGAGAAGAUUGUUGCUGGCUGUGCCAAGAGGUUCAUUGUGGUUGCAGAUUACAGGAAGGAUUCCAAAAACCUUGGUGAAAAAUGGAAAAAAGGCGUUCCGAUUGAGGUCAUCCCGAUGGCUUAUGUGCCAGUAACCAAGGCAAUUGCUGCUAAAUUUGGUGGGGAAGCAGAAUUGCGAAUGGCUGUCAGUAAAGCUGGACCAGUGGUGACAGAUAAUGGGAAUUUCAUUCUGGACUGGAAGUUUAAUAAUGUCUCUGACUGGAGAAAGGUGAAUGUUGGCAUUAAAAUGAUUCCAGGAGUGGUCGAGACGGGGUUAUUCAUCGGCAUGGCAGAAAGGGUGUACUUUGGCUUGGAAGAUGGAUCUGUCUGUUUCCGAGACAGAGACUCUCAAUGAUGAGGAGUGAGGGGAGCUGGGGCUUCCUGUACUUGCGAAGAUCACCUUGCCUUAAAUCAAUUGUUCUGCCAAAUACCUUAUUAACACUUUUUUAAACAGAAAAAUAUUGUUCUAUUAUUUGUUUUUAUAUUAAAGAAAAUAGGCAUGGGUCAAGUCUUGGCUCAUGUAAUGAAUAAUAUCUGCCUUUAUAUUUGAGGGAUGAGGAAUUGGUUAUGGUUCAGGCAUUAUAUCAAUUCCUGGCAGCUCUCCUUGAAGUGACCAGGCAGUUAACUUCUUGACUGUGAAAUCCAGAGUCCUAAUAGGUUUUCCCUUUGCUUUUGACUAUAUCAUUAUGGAAUAAUUAGUUCAGAUAUUAACUGUAUGUGAAGUACAGUGAACUGUGUAUGGGUCUGUGCACCUUAUUCCUGAUGAAGGGCUUAUGCUCGAAACGUCGAAUUCUCUAUUCCUGAGAUGCUGCCUGGCCUGCUGUGCUUUGACCAGCAACACAUUUGCAGCACCUCUAGCAACCUGUUUCAAGCUCUACUCGCAGAUCAAGGUUACUGGGUGGGCCAGGAAGGUGAUCAUGUGUUGGUGGUGGGGAGAUGCAGUAGUAAUAUGGGACAAGACUCUUUAACUUUUGUUGUGGUCCUCCAUUCUCCAUGAUCUCUCUGACGAUCCGGGCAAUUCUGUGCGUCAUCACCUCUAUACAAGAGUCUGAAGAAUGGGAAGUUAACCUAUUUUCUUUAUGUAAGAGAGGGAUUCUGAUAAUGGGGCGACAACUUUAGUUCAUCCUAGUCCCAUGAAGUUAUUUGGUAUCCUUCCACUGAAUGUGGGCAUUAUUGGCAUGGCCAGUAUCUAUGACCCAUCUCUCAUGGCCCUUGAGAAGAUGGUGGUUAGUUGCUGCAUUGGACAAUAACAGUGCAUGUGAAGUAUGUACACCUACAGUGCUGUUAGAAAAUGUGCACUCCAGUCCAGUAAAAGCCCAGGUGCACACUUGCAUGUUUGGCAUCAGCAUUUGCUGGUCCUUUAUUUGGUACUUUCAGACAUUGAUGGGAAUUUCUACUAUUAUCCCUGAGCCGAAUCAACUUGGUCAUGUGACUGCCUUAAAAAGCCAAUCACCUUCAUGCUCUAUGUGAAACAUUGUGUUGCAACACUUGGCCUCGAACAACUUUAUGAUUGGUGUGUUCUCUGAGGUUUCACAUUUUACCGAGUAAUUAAAAAAAUAUAUAUACAUGUAUGUUAUCUUAGAGUUCUACAUCUUUUUGUGACAAUUUGCAUGGAUAUUUUAUUUUGGUGCAACACUUUUAACUGGAUAGUCAAAUAAAUUGUUUAUACGUCAAAUAAAAAGAAUGUGAUCCUGUUCACCUGG
Molecule: messenger RNA, 2223 nt
Organism: Hemiscyllium ocellatum (epaulette shark)
Lineage: Eukaryota; Metazoa; Chordata; Chondrichthyes; Orectolobiformes; Hemiscylliidae
Gene: rpia
Product: ribose 5-phosphate isomerase A (ribose 5-phosphate epimerase)
Exons: 9
Coding region: 48-875 (275 amino acids)
Biological process (GO): D-ribose metabolic process; pentose-phosphate shunt, non-oxidative branch
Cellular component (GO): intracellular membrane-bounded organelle
Molecular function (GO): ribose-5-phosphate isomerase activity
Source: RefSeq, a predicted model, not a curated record